Molecule: messenger RNA, 2010 nt
Organism: Rhodamnia argentea
Lineage: Eukaryota; Viridiplantae; Streptophyta; Magnoliopsida; Myrtales; Myrtaceae
Product: E3 ubiquitin-protein ligase RSL1
Exons: 4
Coding region: 209-1771 (520 amino acids)
Biological process (GO): protein polyubiquitination; positive regulation of proteasomal ubiquitin-dependent protein catabolic process; ubiquitin-dependent protein catabolic process
Cellular component (GO): ubiquitin ligase complex; cytoplasm
Molecular function (GO): nucleic acid binding; ubiquitin protein ligase activity; RNA-DNA hybrid ribonuclease activity
Source: RefSeq, a predicted model, not a curated record
CUGCUGAGCUCGGGGACACCACCGCGUUGAAGAGAAAAAUCGGACUUGGGGGCGAAUCGGUGAUGAGAUCCGAGGCAGGGAUUCGCGAGGAACGCUCCUUAGAUGGAUUCCUCUCUUAAUUGGAACUGUACGUGUAAAUGCUGAUAAGUUCAGACUUUCCAAGCAAAAUUAUUUGGACCUAGUGUUCUUCUGAGCUAAGGUGUCUAAGAUGGAUGAACGAGCUGUUUCUUGCGAUGGCUCUUCCCUGAAAAUGGCUAGGGAAGUUAAGCUAGAGGAAGAUGAGGAAGAAUUUCGCAGUUGUUGUGAAGAUGAUGAAGUUUGGAGGGAGACUGAGGAGGAAUCAGGUAAGGAGGAGCCUAAGUAUCUUCUAGGUGAAUUCUCAGUGAAAUUGUUCUUCAAGGGCAUUUCAAUCAACGAGGUCGGGGAAUAUGCUGUCGGGCUUUCCGGAGUUGGGGUGUUUAUGGAACGGUUAGCUGAUCUUCCUAUUAUCCAGGUGCAGAAAAAGUUGGAUUUCUUUGUGGAGGAAUCUGUGGCCGAUUAUUUAGCUCUGAUGGAUGGUCUAGUGGAGGCUUUACAAAACAACAUCCGUCAUGUUUAUGCCUUUACUGAUUCAAAGAUGUUAUAUGAUCAGAUAGUGAAUGAAGAUAAGCUUGAGAUUCCACUUCUUGUUGCAUUGAGGCAGAGAAUACUGGAACAUGCAGUUAAUUUUGAUACCUUUGUUUUGGAAGUUGUGUCCGGUAAUGAGAUGGAUAGGGCAUGUCGACUGGCACAAGUGGCUAUUGGGAUUGUUUCAUAUCCUGUCGGCGGAGAGAAGUCUCUUGACAACUGUUCUAUAUGUUGUGAGGAUAAACCAUCACCCAUGAUGAUCACCAUGAAAUGUUCACACAAGUUCUGUUCCCAAUGUAUGAGAACUUAUGUUGAUGGAAAAGUACAAGCUUCUCAAGUUCCUAUCAGAUGUCCCCAGUUGAAAUGCAAAUACUAUGUAUCCCCUGCAGAGUGCAAGUUUUUCCUUCCACUUGCUUCAUAUGAAUCUCUUGAAAGAGUCCUCGGAGAAGCAAAUAUUCACUCUGAUAAAAUCUAUUGCCCCUUUCCGAAUUGUUCUGUCCUGCUUGAUCCUCAGGAAUGCUUGUCAGCCAGGGCAAGUUCCUCAAGUCAGUCAGAAAAUAGCUGCAUUGAUUGUCCAGCUUGUCAGAGGUUUAUUUGUUUGGAUUGUGGUGUGCCCUGGCACUCUUCAUUGACCUGUGAAGAGUACCAAGAUCUUCCAGCAGAGGAAAGAGAUGCUGCAGACAUCACUUUGCAUCGUCUAGCAGCAAACAAGAGAUGGAGGCGUUGUCAGCAGUGUCGUAGAAUGAUUGAACUUGCUCAGGGCUGCUACCAUAUGACAUGCUGGUGCGGCCAUGAAUUCUGUUAUUCUUGUGGUGCUGAAUAUCGAGAAGGCCAACAGACUUGUCAAUGUGCAUUCUGGGACGAAGACAAUUCUGAGGAUUUAGUUUCACAUUCAGCUCAGGAAUCAGAACAAUGGGCGUGGGAAACUUUCAAUUCACUCCCCAUGAUAAUGGAUGCAUACUCGGACCAAGAGAGAUCACAGCUGGCCCUCAUUCAAAGGUUUCUUGCUGGUGGCUUCAGUCUCAGUGAUCACCAUCCAUAUCAAUCCCCUCCUCGCUGUACAGACUCAUACGUGGAUGCUAUUAAAGAUUUGCAUCAGCUUCCUUGGCUGGAGAGGUUUGUCUCCGUGAUUAGUGAUGAUUACUAUGAAGAUUAUAUGCAAUAAGAUAUGUAACAAUAGCAAGCCUUUAGGCAAUAAGUUUCACACAGCUAAAAAUGGUCUUAGCUAGGUGGGUAAAGAGUCUCUCGCUCUGUUCCGUUUAUUCACACUGGCAUGGGAAAAGAGGCGCUUUUCCUUGGAGUCGUAUCAUUCUCUGUCAGAGUAGAUAGACUGAGAAAAAGGGGACAGAAGGAACAUUUAUCUUGUUGACGCAAUGGAAAGUCAUUGAAUCAUAUUUUUCUCCA